Molecule: messenger RNA, 357 nt
Organism: Suillus clintonianus
Lineage: Eukaryota; Fungi; Basidiomycota; Agaricomycetes; Boletales; Suillaceae
Exons: 1
Source: RefSeq, a predicted model, not a curated record
AUGGACUCAGCAGAAAGUACCGCUGAGAAUAUACUGUCUGAGUCACCUGCCACCCUCACCAAUGUAAUUGCUAUGGGAGAUCCCUCGUUAGACAUCCACGAGAAAAUAGCAAAUAGGUACCACGAAGACCGUUUCUUUAACAAAAUCCUGGAACAGCCCCAGGCAUUCAAAAACUUCGAACUCAGCAACGGUAGAAUGUUCCUCAAGGACAACGACAGACGGAUUCUGUGCAUUCCGGACGUGCGAAUUGGUGAACGUCGUAUUCGCGAAGUGCUCAUCUCACACGCUCACUCCAUUCUAGCCCACCUGGGGCCAUCUAAAACUCUUAUCUACCUGCGGGACAACGUGUGGUGGAAA